Molecule: messenger RNA, 982 nt
Organism: Lentinula edodes (shiitake mushroom)
Lineage: Eukaryota; Fungi; Basidiomycota; Agaricomycetes; Agaricales; Omphalotaceae
Exons: 3
Coding region: 282-701 (139 amino acids)
Source: RefSeq, a predicted model, not a curated record
AUGGUGCUUCUUUCGGGCAGCAAGAUGAAGUUGUACCUCUGAAGGCGCGCGAUAGCAGCGGAUAGUGGAGCUGAACAUAUUUCGGUACGGCACACAAGAACCCAGUUUUAGAUGCCCAUUCGCUAUUUCAGGAGGUACUAAGUUCAAUGAUCGAUGUUUUGGUUUCUGACUGAUAAAUGCCGGAGGCCAACUGUUGAGAUCAAUCUUGCCCGCUCUCUCUCUCAUUUAUAAAGCCCCCCGGCGGAUCCUAGUUCAUUAUCCCAAACUCCCUCGAUUCCGCGAUGCGCAUCCAAUCAAUCUUAUCCCUGGUCUUCGUUUUCGCUGUAGCUGCUAAUGCGCUUCCGGCAGUGGAACUGCGUUCAGAUACCGCGUCGAUGGCCCGUGAGGAAGAGUCCGAAGUAAUCGAAUUGGAGAGAUAUUCUCCUGUGCCUCAGCGUGCUAACUCUCCCGACUGGAGACGAGAGCCACAGCGCGGUAACGCGCCCGAUUGGAAACGAGACCCUCAGCGCGGUAACGCGCCCGAUUGGAAACGAGAGCCCCAGCGUGGUAACGCACCCGAUUGGAAACGAGACCCUCAACGCGGUAACGCACCUGACUGGAAACGAGAGCCCCAGCGCGGUAACGCGCCCGACUGGAAGCGAGUACCUCAGCGCGGUAACGCACCCGACUGGAAACGCGAAGCGGAGAGUAAUCCUGUAUAAUUGCAUUCCACCUCCUACAUUUGGAAUCUUCUCUUUCAAUCGACUUUAACGAAGAGGGCAUGGGUUGGAUGGAGCGAUAUGUAUCACUACCAGAUUUCUCGUUCUCUUUGAUGAAGAAUUCAAUGAAGAAGCUCUUCGGGCCCAGCUGCUUUGAUGCUGUCGAUCUUGCUAGUCGUCUUUGUUUUUUUCUGGGAUUUCAGUACAUCUUCAUCUUCGGGUCGAUCAUGCAGUUGUCAUUAGUAUCCGGUAUCCCCGUGUUCUUUUUUCAUUGCUUUCCUUUU